Cooperia oncophora is the source of this 612-nucleotide messenger RNA. The record is from the annotation of a GenBank genome assembly. Lineage: Eukaryota; Metazoa; Nematoda; Chromadorea; Rhabditida; Trichostrongylidae.
AUGUCAAUAAUCAGAGGUAUGCCGCUCACAUCUCAACCCCGAAAUGAUACUGGAAUUAAAAUGUUUCAUUGCCUAAAGCGAAGCCUCGGCAUUGUUGAGCAGGAAAAUGGACCCGAUGAAAGCGAAGGAUUACCUACCACGCUAUUCAUAGUACUGUCGGUUUUGGUAUGCAUAGUGCUACUAAUGGGUGCCAUAGUUCUUAAUUGGGCCAAGAGAAAGCAGAAGAGGGAGGAGGAAAAGCAACUUGAACUGGCGAAAAAGUCAGCAGAGCAACUCAGCCAUUCAUCCACGACUGAGGAGCCGUCAACAAGUUAUGGAGAUAUUCGAGGUCCCUAUGGCUCGAAGGAAAUUUUAGAGACUUUACAAGGCUUAGGAUCAGAUGAAGCAUUCAAAGCUAGCGGUUCAAGAGAACAGGCCAAAGCGAGCGCUCCAAAGGAAAAGCAUCGAACCGGCUAUUCUAAAGAAAAGUUUCUAGUCAGUGGCUCUAUGGAAACGGUCAAAGUGGGAGGCUCAAAAAAGUUUGGAGCUGGUGGCUCAAAGGAAAGAUAUCGAGUGGAGGGCUCAAAGGAAAAGUUCUCGAAGUUGGCGACUCUAAGGAAACGCUCAGAGUAA